This is a messenger RNA of Fusarium odoratissimum NRRL 54006, 1503 nucleotides long. RefSeq lists its product as uncharacterized. The record is from RefSeq and is a predicted model, not a curated record. NCBI's taxonomy places the organism in Eukaryota, Fungi, Ascomycota, Sordariomycetes, Hypocreales, Nectriaceae. Gene Ontology annotation, molecular function: FAD binding. The coding region runs from base 1 to 1503 and encodes 500 amino acids. The transcript is spliced from 5 exons.
AUGAAGUUCGCACACUUGUACCUAGUCGGCCAAUUGUUCACGUCGACGAAUGCUAUUGGCUCGAUGGUUCAGAAUAGCAGAUUGUCCCUCCGGCGAGACGGAUCAAACUGCAAAAAUGCCUGUGCGAUUUUAGCCUCCGAAUUUCCAGGCAGAUUCCAUUACGACGACGAUGAUUCCGACUUUACAAUCUGGGACCAGAAACAAUUAGAGACCGCGUAUGUCUGUCGCGUCCAACCUGCAUCUGCCAACGAGGUUUCCAGAGUCUUACAAGUCCUCGUACACAAUUGGUGCAGAUUCGCGGUCAAAUGCGGCGGCCACUCACGAUUUCCGGACGACUCAGUCUCCGUCGAUGGGGUUACUAUCGACCUUGGCUUGAUUAAUAGUACCGUCAUCUCAGGUGACAAUAAAACAGCUCGUGUCGGCGGCGGGUCCCUCAGUCGCCAGGUUUUUGCCGCUCUUGAUCCGUAUGGUCUGGCAUACGUUGGUGGAAGAGUUGGGCAAGUUGGCAUUGGGGGGUUUACUCUUGGAGGAGGUACCUCAGUGCUGGCUGGAAAGUAUGGAUGGGCACUGGAUCAUGUCCUUGAGUACGAGGUUGUUCUUGCCAAUGCUACAAUUGUGACGGCAUCACAAGAUUUGCAUCCGGAUUUAUACUAUGCUCUUCGAGGCGGUGGUAACAAUUACGGCAUCGUGACAUCGUUAAAUAUCAGUGUCUUUCCCCAGGGUCCUGUGUAUACCGGUUCGCGUACCUUUGGCGAUGGUCAGACGGAUCGAGUGCUUGAAGAGGCCGAGAAAGUCUUCGCAGUCCAAGACUCUGAAGAUACCGCCGUAGGUCUGGAGUACCGGUAUACAUACACUGUGCAAAGUGGCUGGAGCAUUUCAACCACCCAAAGAUACGCGAAGCCAAUACUGUACCCUUCGGUAUUUGAUAGUCUCAACAGCAUCCCAGCAUUGGGAAAUCUCACCGGCGGUAUCAACAGUCUUGCCAAUAGCACGAGUUCGCAAGGAGAAUUGGGGAUAACACGGAACGUGUUCACCACUUUGACGCACUACCCAUCCAUAGACUUGAGCAAGAAGGGCCAUGCUAUCCUUAAGGGCCUUGUGGAGGGAAGAAAUUUGACUAGUUUGAAUCCACAGCUAAUCACAUAUUCCAUACCUGCCGCGACAAUGGCAAUGUCCAAGGCAAGAGGUGGCAACGCUUUCGGUCUUGACGUCGAAGGUCAUCUUAUUCUCAAUCUCUUGUCUUUGAGCUGGACUGAUAGCGCAAUGGACAAUGCCGCGUAUGCUUUGGCAAAUGACUUUAUUGCAGACUUUCAAAAGGCUGCGGAGAGUCUCGACUCCUUUCACCCAUUCGUCUACAUCAAUUAUGCGAACAAGGGACAAGACGUCUUCGCGAGUUACGGCAAGGACAAUCACAGGAGAUUGAUUGAAGUGCAGCAGGCGUUGGACCCAAAGGGUGUAUUUACAACUUCGGGGCUCUGGACUGGCUUUUUCAAGGUACGAUGA